Triplophysa rosa is the source of this 2466-nucleotide messenger RNA. It is a transcript of the gene zfp64, whose product is annotated as zinc finger protein 64 homolog (mouse). Lineage: Eukaryota; Metazoa; Chordata; Actinopteri; Cypriniformes; Nemacheilidae. Gene Ontology annotation, cellular component: nucleus. The coding region runs from base 189 to 2120 and encodes 643 amino acids. The record is from RefSeq and is a predicted model, not a curated record. The transcript has 6 exons.
UGUCGCAAAACCACCAACACUGCCGAGUACUCUCGCAAGACAAAGUGCUGUAUUAAAGUUUUAAAAUAAUGUUGUGAACGAUUCCAGCCUUGUCAUGACAACCAGAUCAUCUGAUAAUAAUAAUAAUCAAAACAGUGUGAAUCCAUGUCAGUAAGUGGAAGAGACGGAGAAUCUAUAUAUUGUUUCACAUGGCAUCAUUCAACACAGAAGUUGAAGUGAGUCCAGACAUUCACAUCUGCGGUUUAUGCAAACAGCAGUACAACAGCGUUGAGCUCUUUUUUGCUCACAAGCAAAAUAACUGUCAGGUCCCUCCAAAUAAUAUAUCAGGCCGAAAUGCUGUUUCCAACGAGUCCUUUCACGCGUGUGGAUCAAAAGUUAAAAAGAACCUCACCCAGAAAGCUCCCUCCAAGAAGCUGAAACCCGCCUUGACUCAGAAAAGACAUGUAUGCACCUACUCGGGUUGUACAUUCAAAACUCAGUAUGGCCAAAAAGACAUGGAGAGACAUAUUUUAACACACACUGGCGAACGACCGUUUGAGUGUGAACUCUGUCACAAGCGAUUCAGUCGUCGAGAUAAACUGAAUCUCCACAGCCGCAUGCACACCGGAGAGAAGCCGCACAAGUGUAAAUACUGCUCUUACGCGGCGGCCGAGACCAGCAGUCUGAAGAAGCAUCUCCGUAUCCACUACGAUGAAAGACCCUUCAAGUGUCAGAUAUGCCCCUACGCCAGCCGAAACUCCAGCCAGCUCACCGUUCACCUGCGGUCUCAUACAGGUGACGCCCCGUUUCAGUGUAGCCAGUGUGAUGCCAAAUUCAAGAUCAGCUCGGACCUGAAGCGUCACAGUCGAGUCCACUCCGGUGAGAAGCCCUAUAAGUGUGACCUCUGUGAGUAUCGCUGCGCCAUGAAGGCCAAUUUAAAAUCCCACAUCCAUCUUAAGCACAGCGGCGUUGACUCCUUCCGUUGCUCUGAUUGUGACUUUCAAUGUUCCACCAAAGCCGCCCUGCGACACCACUCCCGUCAGCACCAGCCCGUCCAGCCCCUGCAGUGCAGCAAGUGCAGUUACUCCUGCUCCAGCAAGGGGGCGCUCAAGAUACACGAGCGGGUGCACUCGGAUGAACGGCCCUUUAAAUGCGAACACUGUUCCUUUGCCACUAAGCAGCGUAGCAAUUUGUUAAUUCACAGAAGGAAGUGUCAUGCGGAUAAGCCGGAAAGGAAGGGUAAGACGGCGAGAGGGGGCGAGGCAGGGGAGGAGCCUCCCAAACCUCUCAGCUCAAGGCACAGGGCGAGAUUGGAGGCGGCGCGGGCGUUCCGUUGCGACCUGUGCGAAGCUUCGUUCGUACGGGAGGAUUCGCUUCGGAGUCACAAAAGGCAGCAUAAUAAAAACACACAUCAGGGUUUGACGCAGUCGCAAGCCACUGUUACAAAACAGCCCUUGCAGGAUGCGAACCAAGCCCACGUCACAACCAGCACACCGUCAUACAGCGGAACGCAUCUAAAGAUCAUUGUAGCACCAACUAUAGGACAAGAAGGAACUUUUGCUACGGUGGGAAAGACCGAAGUUUUGCUCGCUCACGAGGAGCACGAUGUGCUUUUGAACCCUGUAAUACAACACGUCGGCCUGCUAACGCCCAUGCAGCACAUUUCGCUGACACCAGAGGGAGGUCUCGAGCACCAGACGGUUCUGCUCGCCCAAAUCAGCCGCAAUGAGGAAAACACCUUUGAGACAGGUGAAGCUGCCCCUCCCGCUCGAAACUUCAUCACUUCCUGUUCUGCCUCGGCUUCAGACGCCGCCCACACCUACAUCACUUCCUGUUCUGACCUGGAAAGCCUUCACACGCUCAUCCAGGAGGGCGGAACUGAAGUCACGGUGGUGACGGAGACGAGCCCCCCCAUCGCAAAACCUCUGGACGUCGAUGGUGUUUCAUCUGAGGACGUAUGUAAGAGAGCAGAACGGGUCAUGUCUGAAGAAAGUCUGGAUAUCGGUCCACCGGAGACCAUUCUUGUGCACAGUAUUCCUCUGACUAUUUCAACCCAAGAUCAGCAGACUAACAUAUACCAUCUGUCUCCAGGACAUAUAUUUUCAGAUACUGGGACGGUGGACAUCAGUGAUGACUCAUAGUGCGGAAUGUGUUUACGAAAUGAUUUUUUUGUAAAGCUAAAUUUGUUUGUCGAAGUGGUCUGAGAAGUAAGCUUUAGUUUUUGAGUCGUCACUAUCGCCCGUACAUUGUGUCUGAAACGCUGGCAACAAAAAUGUUUUAUUUACCUUGUUCUGUGAUUCUGUUAAAUUAUGUUUUGCUGAACUGUUGAAGCUGCUCAGUAUUGGCUGUUUUACAUGAGGUCACCAUGGUCAACUGCACCAUUACCACAAACAUUGAAAAAUCUCUUAAAUAUAAGUCAGGAUACAGAGUAUCAUAAAGGGAUUCAUAGAUCUACAUUCACGUUAUCCUGAACCCGAAAUAAACACG